Aureococcus anophagefferens is the source of this 630-nucleotide messenger RNA. RefSeq lists its product as hypothetical. Gene Ontology annotation, biological process: protein phosphorylation. Gene Ontology annotation, molecular function: ATP binding; protein kinase activity. NCBI's taxonomy places the organism in Eukaryota, Pelagophyceae, Pelagomonadales, Pelagomonadaceae. The transcript has 2 exons. The annotation marks the transcript as partial. The record is from RefSeq and is a predicted model, not a curated record.
AAGUGGAAGCUCGGCAAGCUCAUCGGCUCCGGGAGCUACGGCACCGUGUUCCAGGGCCUGCGCCUGGACACGGGCGCGCUCAUCGCCAUCAAGACGCUCAUCCUGCCGGCGACGCACGACGAGCGCGACGCGCUCCGGGAGAUCGAGCAGCUCCACGGCGAGAUCGAGGUCAUGUCGAGCCUCCGCCACGAGAACAUCGUCGAGUACCUCGGCGCGGAGAUCGAGGAGGCGGACCGGAAGCUCCACAUCUUCCAGGAGUGGGUGCCCGGCGGGUCGCUGUCCGCCGUCGUGCGCACCUUCGGCGGGCGCCUCGACGACGACGUGAACCGGCGCUACCUCGAGCACUGCCUCCGGGGCCUCGUCUACCUCCACGAGCACCGCGUCGUCCACCGCGACGUCAAGGGCGAGAACGUGCUCAUCUCGGACACGGGCGUCGCCAAGCUCGCGGACAUGGGCGCGUCGAAGCGCAUCCACGCCGAGGGCACGCUGUUAGACACGGAGAGCUCGCUCAAGGGCACGCCGUACUUCAUGGCGCCCGAGCAGAUGCGGCAGAAGCGCGUCGGCCGGCGCGCGGACGUCUGGGCCAUGGGCGGGCUCGCGCUCCUCAUGGCGACGGGCGACCCGCCCUGG